This is a messenger RNA of Carlito syrichta (Philippine tarsier), 3184 nucleotides long. It is a transcript of the gene RARA, whose product is annotated as retinoic acid receptor alpha. Bases 481 to 1869 code for a protein of 462 amino acids. The record is from RefSeq and is a predicted model, not a curated record. Gene Ontology annotation, molecular function: zinc ion binding; nuclear glucocorticoid receptor binding; nuclear receptor activity. The transcript is spliced from 9 exons. Gene Ontology annotation, cellular component: transcription regulator complex; nucleus. Lineage: Eukaryota; Metazoa; Chordata; Mammalia; Primates; Tarsiidae. Gene Ontology annotation, biological process: cellular response to corticotropin-releasing hormone stimulus; regulation of transcription by RNA polymerase II; retinoic acid receptor signaling pathway.
GUGCCUCUUGCAGCAACCUAACCCAGGAGCAGGGGGGAAUCCUGAAUCGAGCUGAGAGGCUUCCCCGGUUCUCCUGGGAACCCCAUCGCCCCCCUGCCAGCACACACCUGAGCAGCAUCAAAGGACAUGGCCCCCCCAGCCGCCUAGCCGGGGCCCGUCUAGGAGUGACAUCCUUUUUGGUGCCCCAAAGGCCAGCUCUGGACCUUCCCAGGAAAGUGCCAGCUCACAGAACUGCUUGACCGAAGGACCGGCUCUUGAGACAGCUCCCAACCGACCUGGCCCCCAGUAGGGUGGGGGUUCCAGGAGGCUGAGACUAGCCUGCCUUUCUUGGACAGCAGCUCCAGCACAGAAGGGGGGGUGGGCCGACCACCCAAACCCCAUCUGGGCCCAGGCCCCAUGCUCCGAGGAGGGGUGGCCUGAAGCCCGCCAGAGCCCCCCCACCAGACUGUCUGCCUGCCCUUGUGACUGUGGCCGCUUGGCAUGGCCAGCAACAGCAGCUCCUGCCCAACACCUGGGGGCGGGCACCUCAAUGGGUACCCCGUGCCCCCCUACGCCUUCUUCUUCCCCCCCAUGCUGGGUGGACUCUCCCCGCCAGGCGCUCUGACCACUCUCCAGCACCAGCUUCCAGUUAGCGGAUAUAGCACACCAUCCCCAGCCACCAUUGAGACCCAGAGCAGCAGUUCCGAAGAGAUAGUGCCCAGCCCUCCCUCACCGCCCCCUCUCCCCCGCAUCUAUAAGCCUUGCUUUGUCUGCCAAGACAAAUCCUCAGGCUACCACUAUGGGGUCAGCGCCUGUGAGGGCUGCAAGGGCUUCUUCCGGCGCAGCAUCCAGAAGAACAUGGUGUACACAUGUCACCGGGACAAGAACUGCAUCAUCAACAAGGUGACCCGGAACCGCUGCCAGUACUGCCGGCUGCAGAAGUGCUUCGAAGUGGGCAUGUCCAAGGAGUCUGUGCGGAAUGACCGGAACAAGAAGAAGAAGGAGGUGCCCAAGCCCGAGUGCUCUGAGAGCUACACGCUGACACCGGAAGUCGGGGAGCUCAUUGAGAAGGUGCGCAAAGCGCACCAGGAGACCUUCCCCGCCCUCUGCCAGCUGGGCAAGUACACUACGAACAACAGCUCAGAACAGCGUGUCUCGCUGGACAUUGACCUCUGGGACAAGUUCAGUGAACUCUCCACCAAGUGCAUCAUUAAGACUGUGGAGUUCGCCAAGCAGCUGCCCGGCUUCACCACCCUCACCAUUGCCGACCAGAUCACCCUCCUUAAGGCUGCAUGCCUGGACAUCUUGAUCCUGCGGAUCUGCACGCGGUACACGCCCGAGCAGGACACCAUGACCUUCUCGGACGGGCUGACCCUGAACCGGACCCAGAUGCACAACGCUGGCUUCGGCCCCCUCACCGACCUGGUCUUUGCCUUCGCCAACCAGCUGCUGCCCCUGGAGAUGGACGAUGCAGAGACCGGGCUGCUCAGCGCCAUCUGCCUCAUCUGUGGAGACCGGCAGGACCUGGAGCAGCCCGACCGGGUGGACAUGCUGCAGGAGCCACUGCUGGAGGCGCUGAAGGUCUACGUGCGGAAGCGGAGGCCCAGCCGCCCCCACAUGUUCCCCAAGAUGCUGAUGAAGAUCACGGACCUGCGAAGCAUCAGCGCCAAGGGGGCUGAGCGGGUGAUCACGCUGAAGAUGGAGAUCCCGGGCUCCAUGCCGCCUCUCAUCCAGGAAAUGCUGGAGAACUCAGAGGGCCUGGAUACUCUGAGCGGACAGCCGGGGGGUGGGGGGCGCGACGGGGGCGGCCUGGCCCCACCGCCAGGCAGCUGCAGCCCCAGCCUCAGCCCCAGCUCCAACAGAAGCAGCCCGGCCACCCACUCCCCGUGACGGCCCUGGCCACAUGGACACCGCCCUCGCCCCACGCCCCGGCUUUUCUCUGCCUUUCUGCCGACCAUGCGACCCCUGCCAGCCCCGCCCCCACUGUUGGACAGAGACCUGGGCCCUGGGUGGACGGCCCACUCCUGCAGCCCGGGCCGACGUCAGGGGCCGCGACUGGGAACUGAGCGAGGACCCCCGUCCUUGGCCUCAGGAUGGGUCCUGGAGUGCUCCUGUCCAUCAAGACACCCCUCUGCCCACCUCACCACAUCUUCAUCACCAGCAAAUGCCAGGACCUGGCUCCCGUCCUCAGAACUCACAAGCCAUUGCUCCCCAGCUGGGGAACCUCAGCCUCCCUGCCUCGGUUGGUGACGGAGGGGUGGGCCACGGGCCAUGGGCGGGGGCUCCCCCUGUACAUACCCUGCCAUACCAACCCCCAGGUAUUAAUUCUCGCUGGUUUUGUUUUUAUUUUUAUUUUUAUUUUUUUGGUUUCGAUUUUUUUAAAUAAGAAUUUUCAUUUUAAGCACAUUUAUACUGAAGGAAUUUGUGCUGUGUAUGGGGGGGAGCUGGAUCCAGAGCUGGAGGGGGGGUGGGUCCUGGGGAGGGACGUGGCUCAGAAGGGACCCCACUUUCCCGCCGUGUCCCUGUGCCCCCCAGGUCUCCUCCUCAGCCUUUUCCUCGGUUUUCUCUUUCAAACUGUGAAGUACUAACUUUCCGAGGCCUGCCUUUCCCUCCUCCCUCGCCUAACCACUGGGCGUGACCGGUGUCGGCAGCCCCAGCAGGACCCGGCUUCUGGCCCGUGCGCCUGUCCCCACCACCUCGAGCAGGGCAGGGCGGAUUGGGUCCCAGCACACAGAGCGCUUUUCCAGCUGUCUCCUGGCAGCGCCGCCCUCGCCCCACGAGGCGGCAUCAUCCAAGUCUCCAGCCCCCACUGUGAAGGGGCCGGCGGAGGGGCUCCAGCCGCCUUCGCCCCAGCCUCAGCCACCAGCACCCCCAUAGGCCCCAGACACACACACACACACACACACACACACACACACACACAAUGGACAGUAGGGGCCGGCACGCACUUGGUCCGAUUUCCUCCAUGUCCCUGUCCCCCACCCCUCCACUUGCCCCACACCUGGGCCCCCUCCUUGCCCCGCAGGACGGGCCUACAGGGGGCCUCCUCCCCUCACCCCUGCACCCCCGGCUGGGGGAGCUGGCUCUGCCCUGACCCCCUCCACCCGGGGUUGGGGUCUAUCCCCUGGAGCCUGCUGGUGCACCUGUUACUGUUGGGCUUUCCACUGAGAUCUACUGGAUAAAGAAUAAAGUUAUAUUUAUUCUA